UUGGUGUUUAGAAACGCCAUUUACAAGUGGGAGUAUCGUAGCAGUGGAAAAUCGGGAAAUAUUGGUGAAAGAGAAGCGAGAAGUAUCCCGUAUCAGAUUCAGAAGUUAUUUUUGCUGCUGCAGACGAGUGACCUAGGUUCUUUGGAAACGAAGGAUUUGACAGCAAGUUUCGGAUGGUCUAGCAAUGAGGCUUACGAUCAACACGAUGUCCAAGAGCUGUGUCGGCUUAUGUUCGACGCCCUAGAGCUCAAAUGGAAAGGCACGCAAAAUGAAAAAUUAAUUCAGAAUUUGUACAGAGGAAAAUUGCAAGAUUUCGUGAAGUGUUUGAAAUGUGGGAAGGAAAGCCUGCGGUCAGAUGUUUUCCUUGACCUGCCGCUUGCUGUGAAGCCUUUUGGUGCCGUUGAAGCCUUUCGUAGUGUUGAAGAGGCCCUCCGAGCGUUCGUGACUCCUGAACUUCUUGAUGGAAGUAAUCAGUACUUUUGUGAACGGUGUAAUUCAAAACAGGAUGCUCACAAGGGUUUGCGUGUGACAGAAUUUCCGUAUCUGCUGACCAUCCAGCUCAAACGAUUUGAUUUUGAUUAUAAUACAAUGCAUAGGAUAAAACUAAAUGAUAGAAUGACGUUUCCCGAUGUGUUGGACUUAAAUCCUUUUGUUUAUUCUCCAAAUGCCGCCAAACUAUCUGAUGAGGAAUUACUGCCUGCCUCAACAGGUACUGGCUCAGAGACGGUGAUCGCUGGCCAACCGUUAGAUCGCUCAUAUGUGAACAAACUACUCAAACGAGGAGAGUACGUCUAUGAAUUGUUUUCCGUCAUGGUCCAUCAAGGAAGUGCUGCAGGAGGACAUUAUUUUGCAUAUAUCAAAAACAUGGACCAAGAUCGAUGGUACUGCUUCAAUGACACCCGGGUUGAACCAGUAGGUUUUGAAGAAAUAGCAAAAAGUUUUGGCGGUACCUACGGCGGAUGGUCUACCAGCAACACGAAUGCCUAUAUGCUAAUGUAUCGAAAGAUAAGUAAGGUCAACUCCUCGUUUAUCCGUACUGCGGAUCUACCCCAACAUAUUACUCAACUCAAAAGUCAGUGGAAAGAACAAGAGGCUGAGCGAGAAAGACAACGAAUAUACCAGCUUAAUCUAGUCAAUGCACUCAAGUUUUUUGAAGAAAAGUCUCGUUCUUCUAACCAUUCCAAUAAUCCUGUCAUAUUUCGCCACCAUAGCCGUCUAAUACGUGCGACAAGUGAACGCGGCCUCACCAUUUACGAAGCGUAUGUGUCAAGGGCGGAUCUAGCUAAGGUUCAUCAGAGUGGCCUUGCUUAUUCUUAUAGCAUCGUCUGA
Haemonchus placei is the source of this 1329-nucleotide messenger RNA. The record is from the annotation of a GenBank genome assembly. Lineage: Eukaryota; Metazoa; Nematoda; Chromadorea; Rhabditida; Trichostrongylidae.